Caenorhabditis auriculariae is the source of this 6857-nucleotide messenger RNA. Lineage: Eukaryota; Metazoa; Nematoda; Chromadorea; Rhabditida; Rhabditidae. The record is from the annotation of a GenBank genome assembly.
AUGGCUAACAAGCGACGUAAUUAUCAAGGAGGUCCGUUUUUAAUUUUGCCUUUUUUCUUAGGAAAGCGAUGGGUUAUUUUGGGUCAUUAUUAUUAUCGAUUGGUCUUUGGCAUGGUGCGAGCUUCAAGCGCAUUUUGCAAAAUGUUUAUCUACGAAAACAAUAUUUUCGGAAAAUUUAAAGUCUCUUCUAUUCCAUUGUUUUUAUCCCUGUUGAGUCAUAUUUUAACGUAAGGAAGUUCGAGUUUAUAAAAUAAGUUUUGAAAGUAUUGAUAUUUAUAUGAUUUUUUUCAUCAAAUUAAACUUCUUUGGUUUUUGAUGAAAAAUAUUUUUGCAGAAGAGCGGCUGGUAGAUCCUUUUGAGGACCAGGCCUUCGACAUCGUCGAAUUCCUCGCCGCCGAUCAAGGGUUGGUUUUUUUGUUUUAUCUUCUUUUUAUCUCGAACUCUUUCUGAGAAUUUCAAAAUACUCAUCAGAAAGCUUGUUUUUAUCGUUGUGUGAAAAUCUUUUAGUUGAUUUUGAUAAGACUCACGUUACUUACGAACAAUAAACAAAAAGAAAAAACCAGAGUCUUUGUUUAGAAGUCUGAAUCGUUUUUCAAACCGUUUUAACUUUGUAUUUCACAAAACAACCAAAAAAUUAAUUUUUUUGCAGUGUUGAGGGUCUCGAGGAGUUUUAGACACAGUUAGAACUUCAAUUCACCUUGCACAAUUUUUGAAUUUUCAAAAUUUUUCCAGGAAAGUUGUAUUUUUUUUUUUCAGUUUCGGCAACGUAGAAGAGGAUCCGAACCGCCUCCAUCGCCAGCCGCCUUCACAAAUGCGUCAUUUGCACCAUCAGAACGUGGUGCCCGACCCACAGCACAAUACCAACAACGGAAUGUACCAGGUCCACUGAUAAUCUUUUCAUUGUCAAAUUAGUUAUCUGAUGAAUUUUUUGGGUGUUAUGGGGGUUUUUUUUUGAGUUGCGAGCACAUGUUGUUCGAAGAGAAAUCAGAAAGUAAAAGCGCUAUGAACGCUUAGAGAAAGAUGAAACCAAAAUCAUGUUAUUUUCUUCGAAUUAAGGAUAUUUAGCGUGAUAAGUUUUUUUUCGGCACGAAGGACAAGAAAUCUGUAUAAUUUUUACCUUUCCUUCUUUCAACCUUUGAAAAAAAAACAUUCCAUUCAUUUAUACACAUUUUUCCCUCCUAUCCUCGAUCAGAUCUGCUUGAGAAUUGAAAAAAAGUGCUUUUUUUCUAAUAUUUAAAAAGAUGAUUUAAUUAUUCCAAAAAGAGUUUAUAAUUUUUGAAACUUUGAAAAGCUCAUGGAUUUCAAUGAAAAGAAAGUUAUUAGGGCUUAAAAAACGCUUGCAAAAAAAUUCUGAACUCAAGUUUCAAAGAAUAAGAACUUCUGAUCAGUUCUUCUUUCUAUGAAUUGCAUAAUCAAUUUUAGCUUUCUGAUUUUUUUGUUUUACUUCGAGAUAUGAAAUGAUUUCAAAAAGAGGAUUUUUUUGUGCAGUGCAUUUGCAAGCUCAAAAAAACCAGAAUAUGUUUCACCCUAAAAAAAGACAAAAAAAAUAUUUUUUUAUCAAUGUUCAUUCAUUUUUUUGAGGAUUUCAGAUGUCCCACAAUCGUCUUCCCGACACGCCGCCCAUCACUGAGUUUUCCGGAAACGGAUCUUCGGGCUCGCCCUCCAGCAAUUCGGACGCGCCUUUCUCACCUGAUGCUUAUCCCUUUUCCGGUCCGUUUUAUUUUGUUCCUUCCAUGUUUUCUUGACCCAGAUCUCGGGUUGUUUGUUGGAAGCUUCACGUCAUUUGUCGGUUUUCGAAGAGGGAAAGACGCCGGUUUGUUCCGAUCAUCUUGAGACGACCUCUCCUUUUUUUUCUCUCGCUUUUGUCCGAGUGUCCGUGACCUUCACACAAUUUCGUGUCAACCACCGAAAAAUGCUAAAAUCUUCGUCUGCCGCCGAUCCGCUCCUCUUCUUUUUUUUCUGCCGAUUUCUAGGCCUUCUUUACCGGUUGAUGGGGACUUUUCGAUGAGAAAAAAAAAGAAGUUGAUUGGAUUGAAUUUGAAGUUUUUGAUGAUUUUCUUUGAAGUUUUUGAGGAUUAUUAUUAUUAUCUCAUUUCAUCACGUCGACUAGUCGGUCUCAUUGCCGCUCUCUCAUGGGAUAAUAUUCCGACGCCCGUCUGCCCUGGACAAGCUGGGCGCUGUACUGUUCCAACAUGGUGAAGCAGUUUAUUCGCUGGUACUACCAACGGGCCCAAAUAAAUUCCCAACGCUAGUUGUCACGCCGGGACGUUUUGGACAACGAUUGUGGACCGCAACCCGUGCCGACGACAAACUCUUCGAUUAUACCAUGAUUCAGCAGAGAUUUUUUUUUCUACAUCUUACUCUGAAGACUGAAUAAAUUGUGAAUUGUUGUGAUGAUUUUCUGAAUUCAGAUAUCAAAAUCGCUUUUCAAACUGUGAAGGUGUUAGAUUGGUUCAUUGAUUUGAAAAAUAUUUAAUAUUAACUCUUAUUUUUUUAUUUAUUCCUGUGAUUUGAGUUGUAAUUGUCAGAUAAAAAAAUGAAACAAUGUUUUUCAAAACUUAUUUUGCUAGCUUCAAUAUUUUUCCAUUUUGUCAGCAACGGAAGUAUCAAAUUUAGAAAUUUUCCGAGGUUUUAUAAAUAUAUUCGGGAGAUAAAUUUUUUCUACUAAUUCUGUUUUUUUUUUCGGAGAAAGAGUAAUCGACUUGUGGCCUUUGCUCCAGAUGCCCUUGUAAGGUCAUGAUUGGUUCAAAUUCCGAAAACGGCGCCGUCUGUCUCAAUCGAAACCUCUGCAAGGCCAGAUGGCCAUUUUCUUGACCUUUUUUUCGAAUUCCGAUCGAUGAGAAAUGUGGCUAAUAUCUGAAAAAAAAACAUCUAAAAUCUACUUCACUCUAUAAUUUUCUCAAAUUUUUACUUAUUUAUUAAAUUUUUAGCUUUGACCUUGAAAAACUUUCAUAGGGACGGUUUUUAAUAUUAUUCUGAUUGUCUCAAAUGCUUGGAUAAAGGAAGAUAGGUCAAACCUUUGGACUGCGUGCAAAAAAAAAAACGACGAUGUACAAGCAUUAGGAAUGACCACUUUUCAGUGAACGGCAACCCGGUGAACAACAACGGAUUGAUCCUGGGAGUGCACGACCUGCAGCCGAACAUGAUGCAGCAGGAGUUCAUGGCCCGACAACACGCCAACCAGAUGAACUCGCCGCCGAGCGCCGCCUGCUUCAUGUCGCCGUACCCCAACAGUCAGAUGACUCCCGCCAGCAAUGCCCAGGUCUGCAUUCUCCGUAGAAGUCUCGGUUAUUUUUCGAUUUGCAGGUGUCUCCCUCACCUGGCGUGUGCAACGAGAACUACUCGAUCCGUCAGUACAACUCCGGACAGAUGGAUCUCUACAGCAUGUUGAACGGCUCGAGCGAAGGCAGCAUCGACAGCCAGAAUCCAGACGCGCCGAUGAGCCGCAAAAGGGCCCGAGUCGACUCGCAAAUCGACAAGUUCAUGCCGGCGAUGGGCAAUCCGAUGGCUUCCAGUCCUAUCGAUGGAUCCUAUCCAGAUGAGACCUACGGCCAGCAGGUACUGAAUGUUCCAAGUCACAUUCACCUCUUGAAAAUUUUGCUAUUUUGGGAGUUGUUUUUCAAAUCAAAUCUCUUUUACAAUAGUCAUAAAAAACUAUUAGAUUUUUGAUUGAAUUUUAUCAUCAAGGUUUGAUGAACAUAUAAUCGAGAGAGUUGAAAGACUGAUUGAGAAAAAGUUUCACGAAUUGCCUGAAUUUUGACAUAUCUGAAAGUUUCAACUAGUUUAUUUUUAGUUAGAAUAAAAUAAAAACUCACUAGUCAGCGUUUCUUAAGAGUUAGUUCAUUUCGAAUUCAAGCUUUUUAUUCUCAAAGAAAAAGAAAAUGACGAAGGUUGGAAGUUUUGGAAUCUUCAUCUAGUGAUUUUCGGCCACGAUAUUCUGGGAUUUCAGGUGAUCAAGUUCAAUCAGUUCCAAGAAGAACAAUGGAACGCACUGUAUGAUGCGAAUGGAAGAGAACUCAAACAGUUGCAAGUCCACGUCGUGGCCGACAAGGGCUUCAACUAUUCCUCUGUCGAUAACUGCUUCGUCAAUCAGAAGAAAAAUCACUUCCAGGUAGGAUUGCGAGAAAAAUGGUCUCCUCACUCGGGAGUUCUAGAUUUCGGUUCACGUUGAAGCAUGCGACAACAUGCCGCCGAAGAAUGUCCGAUAUAACGGGGUUUUGGUGCCUAUUCAAGACUUCAAACUGUCUUUCUGCGGCGUCAAAGCCGAGGUGAUUAUUUUGAAGUAUUCCCAAAUAAACGAAACGAAUUUGACAGAUGCCGACUUCGGAAGUAUGCAUCAAGCAGUCGAGGACUGAUCGCAAGCCUCACCCUCACAAUCCGGUGCCUUUCGAGAUCCAGGAACGCCGCAUGACAAAGGUCACCGUCCCACGACUUCACUUCUCCGAGACGACCCUCAACAACCAGCGCAAGAACUACAGACCGAACCCGGACCAGAAAUACUUCCUCCUAGUCGUUCGACUGCUUGCCAGCGUCUCUGACGACACUUCCAUCCUCAUUCAGUCCUACGGAUCAGAGAAGGUCAUCGUCAGAGCCACGAACCCUGGUUCCUUCGAGCCUCCAGAGUCUGACGUCACCUGGGCCAGAAACGGCAACAUCCUGACCAGCGCAGGACCCGUGUCCGUCGGUACUGACCGCUCGUUUGGAAAACUCACAGUUGAUGGUGACAUCUACACAACCGGCCGCGUCAUCUGUCCAUCAGAUCUGCGACUGAAGGAAGGUAUUGCAGAAAAAGAGGCUCGCGAUGCUCUCGAGAAUCUCUGCAAACUUCGCGUCGUUGAUUAUUUCUACAAGCCCGAGAUAGCCGAGAAGUGGGGCUUGACUGAGGACCAACGGAAAAGGACGGGUGUGAUUGCACAGGAGUUGGCAGCCGUCCUGCCUGACGCAGUCAAAGAUAUCGGAGACUACCUGACGGUCAACGAAUCACGCGUUUUCUACGAAACCGUGCUUGCCACUCAGGAGUUGUGUCGUCUCACCGGCGACCUCGACAGCAAGAUCGACGAAAAGGUAGAGGAAAUCAGCCAAAGAUUGGCUCGAUACGCCCGCCACAAGAAGCUGUUGGGAUCGAUGGCGUCGAACUUGAACGGCGAUACGCGUAGCAUGCUCUCCUACUCGCGGUCUUCGCUCGCCUCCACCGUCGUCGACAAGAGUCGCAGACGAAGCGGAAAGCGUGAUGCUCCUCAGCCGCUCUGCAACUCCAGACUCACCCAAGGCACUAUCAUCACCCUGGUCGUCGUCAUGGCAACUUGCCUCAUCGGAAUGUCCGCUCUGUAUGUUCUCGACUGGCACAAUCGCAACUACGGAUAUCACCACGUAUACCCCGCUCCCACCGCCAAGGAAGAACCGGCCAACAUGGUGGUUCCUGCAGGUGCGAUGACUUCGUAGAAAACGUUCUCAAGUUCGGAUUUUCAGAAAAUCGAGACUUACCUGUUAGCCAACCUGAUGCGCCGCCGUUAAUGUCCAAAUGUCGAUCGAACACAUGUCGAACCUAUUGUUGCUCUCCCGAGAAGGCAAAGUUCGACUACAGCUCAAUGGACGAAGUAAGUUCUGAGAACAGGCAGAUAAACACGAGCUCUACAGUUCUAUGGCUAGGCAAAAUAAAAUCAUUCAAAUGUUAUACAAACUAUUAGUUAUUCUUUUCAAACUUCAUCUACAGUCUUGCAACCAUCCCUUGAACGAAUCAACCAGCGACUUUUUUUUUGUAAAAAAUAACGUUUGGUUGGAAUUCCUUUUUUUUUUUUGAGAACUUCCAUGAAAGUGUUGCGUCGAAAAAAGCCCCACAACUUGUUUUGAAGCUGGAAGACGCGGCCGGCGUAGCGGACCACAAGAUGAUCGUGCAAAGAAGCGCUCCAUUGCGAGGUCCAGUCGGCUCUUCGUUCAGCUCCGGCGUCCAAAUCGCCAUCCCGAGCCACAACGUCACGAUCGACAGCCGUUACUGCAUCGAGAAGAGCUGCAGUCGUCGUCGCGGCAUCUUCAACCUCUACAUCCCUGUUUCGCCGUUCCUGCCUGAUGCGCCCAUCGAGAUUUUCUUCUCGUUAGUCGUAUAUUCAGAGGACUCGGUUGACAGCUGUGUUUCAGAGUCCCGCGCAGCAAGAUCGUCAACAACUGCGGCUACUUGUCCGAGUUCCAGCACAAGGACUGUUCUACCAAUCCUAACAAGGACCCUAACCAGUACCCAGUUUCGGAUCAGGUUAGAAUUUUAACUGAUUGGAAGAAUAUAAAAUUUUCAUAUUUAUGAAGGCUACAAAUUAAAACGAUGCAGAAAAGAAAGUUUCUAAUCACAUUUCCUACAAACAACAGUAGCUUUUUUUGCAAAAUGAAUCUAAAAUUUUUUUAGAAAAAAAUAAUUUUUCUCAGAGAAGUAUCUUGAAUUAGAAGUGAAAGAUGAAGAUAUCUACAAACAGAAAUCUCCAAUCACAAACUGCACAAAAUUUUUCCGUAUAGAAUUAAUAUCCUUAAUAUUUCUACAAAGCGAUUUUAGGCAAAUUUCUCUUUGAAUAAAUCCCUUUAUCAGAAUCCUUCAAAUACCCUAUAUAUUUUUACCUUCAGAACCAAGAAUCGAAUUUUUUUCUGCCCAUUAAAUGGAGGAAAACAUUUUGCAGAUCACGGAGGAUAUGUUCGAGCUGUCAGUCGGUUCAUACAUGCAGUCGGCGUACCGAUUCCGCGUGGCCCACACGACGGAGGCCUGUUUCGCCAACGAGGAGCACCUGCACAGCAGCUACGAAGAGUACAACCUCAUCUUCUACAGGACAUGCGCGGCGCCUUCCGCUGACGCCAACGCCGAAAUCCCUCCGUUUUAG